AAAGGUAAAAUUUUCGUCUACGUUGGUAUUUCAAUCUGAGAACUUACACAGGGGACUUGUUGUAUUGAAUUAAUUCACAUUUGACAUCGGCGCAAUCAAUUUAAUGAUUUGAAUGCCAAAUUACGUCACAGAUGUUCUCAUGCAAGUGUAUUUAUAAUCCUGUAUUCCAAAGAUGGACAUCAUUCAGAAAUAAAUUUCGAUAGACAACAGUUUUGAAAAGGAACAAUUAUAUAACUUAAAUCAAUUUCAUUUUUCCAGGAGUACUGACAAAGGAAUUAACUUGAAUAUAACACAAAGAAAUCCAAUUAAAGAUGGAAGAAAGAUUGCUACUCUUCUUCAGUGUGGUAUUAUUUGCACACAUGACGUUCUCGGUACCACCGCCGCGGCAUCACGGGCCUACGGUCCCUGCCUCAGAAUGUAGGAGUUUGAUGGAUCUCGUGCUGGUUGUAGAUGGCUCAGACAGUAUUUCACGUGCUGAUUACUCUAAGCAAAGGCUCGCCUUAAAAUCCCUGGUAAAUGAACUACAUUUAGGACCAACGCAAUCCAGAGUAGGAAUAGUUGUGUACAGUACCACGAUAGCGCAGGUCUUAAACCUUACGGCUAAUAGAGAAGAUCUUGUAAAAGGAGCAAGAUCAUUGGUGCACCCUCAAGAUGGCACAAAAACAGCACUUGGUAUUUUUACUGCGAGGCAAAUGUUCAAAGAUCAUGGACGGGAUAACGUGCCCUGGGUGUGUAUAGUGAUAACAGAUGGUAUGAGUAAAGAACCACUAAAGACGGCAAAUGAGUCUGCGAUAUUGCAGAAAAUGGGUGCGAACAUGUUUGCUGUUGGAAUAUCACACUUCAUUGACCAAUCAGAACUGGAAAAUAUUGCCUCCACCCCCAAACAAGUUCUUAGAUUAAAAACGUUUGAUCAGCUCCGGAUGUCUCUCUCCAAACUGAUGAAAGUCGUCUGCCCGUGCCCGCCACCUCCACACAUUAAGAAAGGUGAUUUUGACCAAGGUAAACGAAGUAUCGGAAGUAUUCGUACAGCCACGUGCAAAAAGGGAUUCCAGCCAGUCGGCAACCCAACAAUCGAAUGUCUUAAAGACUCUACAUGGUCCCCAUUGAACUUUUCCUGCAAGGCAUGUCCGAAUCCUGACAUGUACUUCGGUAAUGGUGUAAUGUCUAAAGGCUCGAGGAAAGUAGGCAGUUGGAGGGAAUAUAUAUGCAAGAAAGGUUACACUACGCCGGAGCCUAUCCUCAUCACUUGUGUGGAAGGGCCAUAUGGGCCAGUCUGGACUGUUCCAUCUAUUACAUGCAAGGCUUGUCCGCCUGUGCCACUGAUGCCAAAUGCCUAUGUUAAGACUCCUGUUUAUAACGCUGUAAUUGGAACCGUAGUGACAUACCACUGCAACAAGACUCACAUAGAAACAGGCACCAUAGAAAGUACAUGCGUAGAUACGAAAGGGAUACCCCGUUGGACAAAACCCAAUCAUACUUGCAUAGCUUGCGGGCCACCUCCUCCUGUGCCAUUUGCCGAUGUCGAUUUGUCAAAUAUUACCACAGUAAACACUGUACGGGUAUACACAUGUAAAUACGGAUACCACCCGACUGGGCCUAUUGAAGCCAUCUGUAUUGGACAGAAAGGGACUACUUUCUGGAAACUGACAAAACAUACAUGCAGAGGAUGUGACAAACCACCUAAAUUAACAAACGGCAUAAUGCAGGCCGGCGGCGAUUCUCUUAUAGGCUCAAAACGUACAUAUAUUUGUAAAAAAGGAUAUCAGGAGACUGGACCGUUAGAGGCUAUCUGCAAGGCUAAUCACGGUGCAACAUUCUGGGAUGGCCUUGACAAUAAAUGUAUUCCCUGCAAUCCUCCCCCACACAUACCUAACACAAUUAUGGAUCCUACCGGGGAUAAUUUGCUGGGAAGUAUAAGAAGAUAUAAGUGUUUGGAUACACACGUAGCCACUGGACCUAUAGAAAUUGGCUGUGUUCGAGGCACAGGUGGCCCCUUGUGGACAUCACCAGAGUUCAUCUGUAUCACUUGUCCACCACCGCCAGAAGAACCAUUCGCCACACUUGAUCACAAGGGGGAUAACUUUGUUGGACAUUAUAGAAAGUACCACUGUGUUAAUGGUUACGUGCCUUCCAAACCAGGCCCUAUCACCAGACAGUGUAUUGGAGAAUACAUAGGGGAUAGGGGCCGGGCGUAUUGGGGUCCACCAUCGCAUCAUUGCAGAGCUUGCAAGGAGCCCCCUAAAAUGGAUUAUGCCGACGCCGAGCCCGGGGAUAUCAUUAUUGGAUCAAAGAGGAGAUACAAGUGCCACUAUGGAUUUUAUGCAACCGGAACCAUCGAAAUCGAGUGCCUCAGCAACGCUGUGUGGUCGAAGCCGAAUCAUACUUGUACAGCUUGUGGCCCCACGCCUGACGUACCUAAUGCCGACGUUGUACCAGGACUUCAUACAUUAGGAACAGUUAGAAAAUACGUUUGUCAUAAAGGCUUGGUUCCAAAGGGUUCCCCAAAGAUAACAUGUCUAAAACAAGCAAAAUGGAGCCCUGUGAAUUUUACUUGCGUAGGUUGUCUAGAGCCCUAUAAUCUUAAACACGCUGUAUUAGAACCUGGAAUUAAUCAUGUACACAGCAUCAGACGGUACACGUGCUUGCCCGGAUACUAUGCCACUGGAGAAAUAACAACCACGUGCGCAGUCCCGCCACAUUCUGAACUCCCAGACUGGUCAACGCCGGUUCAUUACUGCAAAGAUUGCGGUGAGCCACAUCCAGUAAAGAACGCUUAUGCCAAAAACGGUACACGUACAAUAGGUUCAAAACAGAUGUAUGUUUGCCAUAAAGGUUUCGUCGCGUCAGGGCCUCCCGUAGCACACUGUAUGCAAAAUGGCGAAUGGUCUUUACCCAAUUUUAAAUGUAUAACAUGCGGCGAUCCACCAAAGAUUGAACACGCCGAAGUGGACAAGGUGGGCACUAACAACGUCGAGAGUGUUAGAGCCUAUAUGUGCAAUAAGGGAUUCGUUGCCACGGGACCUAUAGAGGCUAAAUGCGUAACAGAUGCUCCAUAUGGCACGCCCUAUUGGAAAAACAUGACAGCUAAUAAAUGCAGAGAUUGCGGUGUUCCACCAAAUGUAACAAAUGCGUACGCGAGUAUUGGCCCUGCAAUUAUUGGCUCAGAGUUGAAAUAUUCCUGUGACGAAGGCUUUGUUAUGAAAGGGUACAACCGGAUAGAAUGUCUUGUGACUGGAAUAUGGUCCCAACCAGAAUUUUCCUGCGAAUUAAAACCUGUUACCACUACCACAACACCAGCACCUGUACCUAAUGAUCCAUCUGUUUGUGAUGGCUGCAGAAUGCUGAAUGGCGUUGGUUAUAUGAAACAUCCGGAUGACUGCACGCAGUUUGUGCAGUGUUUCUACAACGAUCGAGGCGGAAUUCAGGGAAUCUAUAUGCCGUGCCCGUUCGGUCAAUAUUGGGAUCAGGGAGAUCUUACAUGUAAACCAGCGGAUGACGUGGACUGCCCCAAUGAGCGUUGUUUGGAUCCGAACGUGUACUCCUACAAGUGCUCUGACAACACAAAAUGUUGCGCUUACUGGGAAUGUGUUAACGGCAAAUCAAAAGCCAAAUGUUGCGGUGCCGGCUUUAGAUACAUCUCUGGUAAAGGAUGUGAGCCAGAUCCAUCCUGCAAUGCUGAUUGCCCCUGGGAGGAUAUGUUUCCAGCCUGCGACAAAAGGCCACUGCUCGACAUGACACGCUAUGAGCAGCACAUUGGAAAUGGUUACUUUAUGAAGAUGCCGUGCGCACCCGGAACAGCAUUUGACAUAAUUGACUGUAGAUGUUCCUUACGAACUAACGUCGUUCCCGGAUUCGUGUGUCGCCCUGAGAUACACUUGAAUUUCGACAACGACGAUACAGAAGAUCAUUCAGGACGUAAUGUAUACAUCAUAAACGAAGGUGUUAGACCAUAUAAAGGAGCCGCAUAUUUUGACGGAAAUUCUCGUCUGCUUGUGAAUAGAUUCUCUAACACUGCUUUCCACGGCAACUUUGUGAUCAAGCUAAGAUAUAAGGAAAAACUAGAGGGACCGACAGCUAACGCCUUGCAAGCUUUAGUAACAAAUGGCGAUUGUGGCGAUGAUCCGUCUAUCAUCAUUGCAAAGAUGCCCGGCUACGUGAUGUGUGGAGCCAAGACAUCCAGGCCAAAAUCGUUUGCAUUGCCAACUACUGACAAAGAAUGGAAAGAAGUGAUAUACAUUCAUGACGAGAAACGACUGGAGGGGAAAGUAUGUGGGGCAGCUUAUGACAAGUGGUCCUUGGGUCCAAUAAAAUCGACUCAUUGUGGUCUUCAGAUUGGAUAUGGGACAAUGAUGGCAAACUAUGUUGGACUCAUGGAUGAUAUAUCCGUGUAUCAAUGUCGACCACCGGAGGACAUUCUCAGUGUAUAUGGCGGAAGAAGAAUAGUGCCUUCUAUGAAAAUACAUUAAGUUUUAUUCUGCUCGCUCAUUCUUUGUCUCAGUUUUUUUGACCGCAAUGACACAACAUAUUUAUAACCAAGAGGCUGGCUUUAAAAACUUUGCUUAUUUAAGAUUAAUAUCUCCCGCAUAAUAUGAUAUAUCGAAAUAACGAAUUUUAUAGGUAUUGGACCUCUGAAUCAUUUAAAUACAAUUUAAGUACGCUGCGAAUAAAUAUUGAUAUAAAAAUUCUUUACAGUCGAAAAUAUUUAAAAUCAUGCUUGCAAUAAAAGAAGAAAAAAGACAA
Molecule: messenger RNA, 4740 nt
Organism: Mercenaria mercenaria
Lineage: Eukaryota; Metazoa; Mollusca; Bivalvia; Venerida; Veneridae
Product: sushi, von Willebrand factor type A, EGF and pentraxin domain-containing protein 1-like
Exons: 28
Coding region: 312-4466 (1384 amino acids)
Cellular component (GO): extracellular region
Molecular function (GO): chitin binding
Source: RefSeq, a predicted model, not a curated record